UGACGCUCCGCCCUCGUGACUCGAGCGGGGGCAGUCCGGGACCGGAAGUGAGGACGGCUGUCAGAAGUCUUCAGCUGGGACUCACUGAGGGGGUCGUCGUUGCCGCUCGCACGCGUGCUCGGACUCCCCGGCCAUGGGCUGGAGAGGAGCGCCGCUGUGGAGGCGGUUGCUGAUCGCGCUCCUGCCGGGCAUCUGCCUGGGCCAGGGCCCCUUCUUCCCCGCCGACGGCGGCGGUGGCCCGGACUCGGUAACGCCCGCGCUGGACCUCCGCCGCCGCCCGGUUCUGCUGUCGGAGCCGCAGGUCCUGGAGGCGCGGGACCUGUCCCUGCAGCUGCUGCGGGGCCAGGGGCUGGGCCCGCUGUCGCUGCCGCUGCCCCCUGAUCUGCCCGACCUGGAGCCCGAGUGCCGGGAGCUGCUGCUGGACUUCGCCAGCAGCAGCGCGGAGCUGACGGGAUGCCUGGUGCGCAGCGCCCGGCCCGUGCGCCUCUGCCAGAGCUGCUUCCCGCUCUUUCAGCAAGUCGCCAGCAAGGUGGACAACAUCAGCCGAGCGGUCGGGAAUAUGUCAGAGAGCCAUAAUUGUGCCAAAAAUCUCUUGAUGUCAGACAGGGUGCAAAUUGUGGUGGUUCUAUCUGAAUUUUUUAAUGCCACAUGGCUGGAAGCAAAUUGUGCAAAUUGUUUAACGAAUGACAGGGAAGAACUAUCAAAUAGCACAAUUAAGUUCCUUGAACUAUUCAAUCAUACUUUGACAUGCUUUGAGCAUAACCUUCAGGGAGAUUUGACCAAUUUUCUCCAGCAAAGAAAUUACACAGAAGUGUGCAAAAACUGCCAGGAAAUAUACAAAUCCCUGAGUACAUUGUAUAGUGAGAUACAAAAAAUGAAUGACCUCGAGAAUAAGGCUGACUUUCAAACACAUCUAUGCAUUGAUGUGGAAGAUGCAAUGAAUAUUACUCGAAAACUUUGGAGUCGAACUUUCAACUGUACAGUGCCCUGCAGUGAUACAGUUCCUGUAAUUGCUGUUUCAGUAUUCAUUCUCUUUUUACCAGUAGUUUUCUAUCUUAGUAGCUUUCUUCACUCGGAGCAAAAGAAAAGAAAACUCAUUCUGCCUAAGCGUCUUAAAUCCAGUUCCAGCUUUGUUACCUUUCAAGAAAAUUCAAACUAAAACCAAAAAAAGUGGAACUGAAAUUAUAUCCCAUGAGUAAGUAGAAGAGGAAACAACCCACGCAGAAAGAAGAUAACAAGUCCAUGUAUGUUUGAACCAUUAUUAACUAUUGAACCAUUAUUGAACUAUUAUUGACUGCCAAAUGAAUUAGCUAAAAGUUCUAAUAGGUCAAAUUCUUGACUGUGGAGCUAUAUGGGGAUUUUAAGCUCAUUUUAAAAUGAGACUAAAUUCUUCCCAUAGUUUUUGGUAUUUAUUUUGGAGUCUCUUUUUUGGGUUAAGAUUUUUGUAUUUACAUAUGUGGCAAUGGUUAUCUACCUUACAAUGUUUUUGCAAAGUAACAUAAAUAAAAUGUAAAAGUAGUCUUUGUUUAAAGGCAGAUGGUUCCUACUUAACCUUUUAUAGGCCAAAUAUCUCAAACAGGAAAACAAACAAUUUUAAAAUCUAGAUAUUUGAUUUAUAAUUAGCAAAUCUUUUAUUUGUUGAUCUUAAUGAUUUGUAUCCAAGAUUUAGAAAAGGAAAUAUGCUCCCUUUUAAUAUAAGGAUUAAGAAUUCCUUCAGUUAAACACUAAGAAGAAUAAGUGUUCCCACUAUUUCACAUUUACUGUAAUGGAAUUCAGCAAAAGAUUUAAGUACCCUCCACUGUAGUACUAUUCAACAUUUACUAAGAUAUAUCUAAUUUCUUGGACAUCUGCAUACAAUAUUUAAUUAAAAUUUCUAUUUUUAUUAAAGUAAUUUUUGAAACUUCUUAACUUUAAGCUUUUCCAAUAAUUUAUAAAAGACAAUAAGUCAUAUUAGUAUGUAAAUCAAGGAAAAGAUUUAUGGUAAUUGCCUUGUUCUUACUUGCCUUUUAAAAAUAGUAUUAAUGUUGUGUUUUUGUCUUUAUUUUAAAACAAAUUGGUAUUGCCCAACUACUGUAAUUUAAGUUUUAAUAAUCCAGGGCAAAAAGAAGUUCUUUGCUAUAAGGCAACUGUAUUUUUAAUCAAAUUUUACUGUCUGUCACCUUAUUGAUUUAUUACAGCAUUAAUUCAAAUAAAAACCAUAAUUAUUAUGUUCUAAAAAUUGUAGCUUUACAUCCAGACUAGUAGAUAGAUGUAUGUUCAGGGUUUGGAGAGGAGAAGGUAAUAAGACAAGGGAAAUCCAAGCCACUUUAGUGACUCAGUAGGAAUAUUUAAUUUACUCUGUUAUUAAACAACUAAUGCUUGAUGGCACAAAACUAAAUGACUCAAAACAAGUAGUAUAUUAACAUAAUACUUUAAUUUUCAUAAUUCUGUUUAAAUGUAUAUGAUGUGAUUGAAAUGAAGUUAGACAUUCUCACCAAGUUUAAUUUUAAUCCUAUUUUCUAAUGUUCAGUUUAAUUAAAAAAAAAUAGUUCAGUGUUAGUAUUUGGCAGCUAUUCUCAGCUUUUUAGAGUUAGAGUAUUUUAUUAAUGCUUUUUUAAAAUUUUGCUAUUGUUUGACUUAAGAAAAUAUGAAAAUAAUUGUUCUUUGUAGAAAUUCAUUUUUGGUAAAACAGUAAGAAAUUUCAUUUUCAUGUCUAAGUUAUAUGUAUGGUAUAUGAGAGAAGGCUGAUUCUUGGCUGUUGAACAGAAAACAAGUAUUUGUUCUUGCCUGGGCUCUAUUCCUAAACUUUCUGGAUUUGUUCAGCUGCCACCUUCCAUGCUGUUCCUAAUAGCAUUAUCUUGAUUUGAAGAAUCAUAUGAUUGAACACUGUUGAAAGCAUCUUUUAUUAAUCCUAAUAAAACCAGUUUACAUUUCCAAAGUUAGAGAAUGACAGCUUUGAUACUCUAAGUAGUGGCUUCCGAGCUAAGUAGUCAUGAAAGUCAUUACUUUUGGAUAUGGUAAAUAAGCACUUUAAAAAUGAAAGAACAGCCUUCAUUUUUCUUUUGACUGACUCAUGUGAGUUUCGAAAUGGCAUUUGCAACAAACCAAAAAUAAUCCUGUUUAAAUAUUUAAUUAUUGUAUAAUCAUUGCAUAGUUCUAUAUUCUGGAAACAUAAUAUACAUAUGUGCUCCUAAAAUAUAUUAAUUUGUUUUAACGUAGUAGGUUUAAAAAUAAAUUACCUUAA
Molecule: messenger RNA, 3223 nt
Organism: Sarcophilus harrisii (Tasmanian devil)
Lineage: Eukaryota; Metazoa; Chordata; Mammalia; Dasyuromorphia; Dasyuridae
Gene: OSTM1
Product: osteoclastogenesis associated transmembrane protein 1
Exons: 6
Coding region: 134-1159 (341 amino acids)
Cellular component (GO): cytosol
Source: RefSeq, a predicted model, not a curated record